AGCAAAUACUUUUUAGUACUAUUCCUACAUCUGACUGUAUUUCAUCACGGGAGCUCAGACAUCGGCGCGCACCAAUCACGUCUACAUCGGCUAUCAUUUAUCCAUUAAUUUCUAGCUCCUCGAAAACCAUCACCAAUUCUUCAACUCCCCCAAACCCACCGUACUGACUGCCAUCGACACCAAAGUCUUAGGUCAUCGCCUGGGACCAUUGAGUCAGUAAAUGCGCGAGAGAAAUGCCUCGUCGGUAUCCUAUGUUGAAACGGUAGCUGGUUUCACCGCUGGAACCGUGUCGACACUAUGUCUGCAUCCGUUGGAUCUCGUCAAGACGCGACUACAGAUCGAUUCCAUAUCCCGGUCUCGUGUCGGUGGCUCGAUCCGCCUCAUUCGCAAUGUCUAUAAAACUGAAGGCGGCAUCGCCGCGUUCUACCGAGGACUGUCACCAAAUAUAAUCGGGAAUUCGACGAGCUGGGCUGCGUACUUUUUGUUUUAUGGGAAUAUCAAAGACUUCUUGAGACAUGAGAAAGGGGUCGAUAGCGAGGAUGGACUGGGAGCGUCGGGAUAUUUCCUGGCUUCAGGCGCAGCAGGCGUAUUGACAUCCAUCCUCACGAAUCCAGUAUGGGUCAUCAAAACCCGUAUGCUGUCGACCGGGUCGAGUGCCCCCGGCGCCUACCCAUCCUUCAUAGCAGGCGCUCGCCAAAUCCUAGCAUCCGAAGGUCUCGCUGGAUUCUAUCGCGGUCUCGUCCCAUCUCUAUUUGGCGUCAGCCACGGCGCAUUCCAGUUCAUGGCUUACGAAAAACUGAAAUCACAUCGAUUGAAGACCGUGCGAGAGCUGGGUAAUUUGGAUUUUCUCUUUAUAUCCGGAUUAUCCAAGAUCUUUGCUGGGUGUAUUACCUACCCGUAUCAGGUGCUGAGGACUCGACUGCAGGCGUAUCAUGCAUCUCUUGUAUACCGAGGCGGUGUCUGGGAUGUGAUGCGGCAGAUUUGGAGACAGGAAGGUAUCACGGGGUUUUACAAGGGAUUGGGGCCUAAUUUAGUCCGUGUGCUGCCGAGCACUUGGGUGACGUUCCUGGUGUAUGAGAACACAAAAGGCCUUCUACUGUGAACUGACAGCCGUCAGUGUAAUAUAUGAAUGAUGUAUGUAAUAUAUAAUAAUGGAUCAAGAACGGAU
Messenger RNA from Talaromyces proteolyticus, 1168 nucleotides. RefSeq names its product mitochondrial carrier domain-containing protein. The transcript has 3 exons. Gene Ontology annotation, cellular component: mitochondrion. The record is from RefSeq and is a predicted model, not a curated record. Gene Ontology annotation, biological process: folate import into mitochondrion; nucleotide transport. NCBI's taxonomy places the organism in Eukaryota, Fungi, Ascomycota, Eurotiomycetes, Eurotiales, Trichocomaceae. The coding region runs from base 221 to 1102 and encodes 293 amino acids. Gene Ontology annotation, molecular function: FAD transmembrane transporter activity; folic acid transmembrane transporter activity.